AUGGAGCAAAGCCCCUCUCUCACCAUCCUGCUGCUGGUACUGGGCCUCUCUCAGGCCCAAAUGGACCACAGUGGACCAGCCAUGUGGAUAGACCACCUUGAGGCUGUAGACAUCACUGAGAGAAUUCUGACCGCUAAUAACGGCUCUGAUGAGAUGCUGAUGGAGGGAGACCUGGUGGUGCCAAGAACCAGAAACGCCAUGCAGUGCAUGCAGGGAGGAAACAGCUGCCUGUGGAACAAAGCCUCUAACGGAUACGUUGAAGUGCCCUACACAACAGAAGACAGCAGAUUCACUCCCACCAACAGGAAGGAGAUUGAGCUCGCCGUCCAGUCGUUCCACAGCAAGACCUGCAUUCGCUUUGUGCCGCGUGGCAACCAGAAAGACUACAUCAGCUUUGAGAGUUUGAACGGCUGCUACUCCUCUCUCGGGAGAAUUGGAGGGAAACAGACGGUCUCUGUAAACAGCGUGGGCUGCAUCUUUCUCGGCAUCAUUCAGCACGAGACCCUCCACGCUCUGGGAUUCCAGCACGAGCACACCAGGAGCGACCGUGACCAGUACAUCAGGAUCAACUGGAAGAACAUCGAAUCUAACAACGCCUACAACUUCGAUAAACAAAACACCAACAACCUGAACACUCCCUACGACUACGGCUCUGUCAUGCACUAUGGAAAAACAGCCUUCUCUAUCAACGAGAAGGACACCAUCACCCCCAUCCCCAACUCUGACGUGUCCAUCGGCCAGAGACAGGGGUUGUCCACCACUGACAUCCUGAGGAUCAACCGACUCUACGGCUGCUGA
Messenger RNA from Salvelinus namaycush (lake trout), 798 nucleotides. RefSeq names its product high choriolytic enzyme 1-like. Gene Ontology annotation, biological process: proteolysis. The coding region runs from base 1 to 798 and encodes 265 amino acids. The record is from RefSeq and is a predicted model, not a curated record. Lineage: Eukaryota; Metazoa; Chordata; Actinopteri; Salmoniformes; Salmonidae. Gene Ontology annotation, molecular function: metalloendopeptidase activity; zinc ion binding. The transcript has a single exon.